Platichthys flesus (European flounder) is the source of this 3514-nucleotide messenger RNA. Its product is annotated as neuronal acetylcholine receptor subunit alpha-3-like. Gene Ontology annotation, cellular component: neuron projection; postsynaptic membrane; synapse. The transcript is spliced from 5 exons. Lineage: Eukaryota; Metazoa; Chordata; Actinopteri; Pleuronectiformes; Pleuronectidae. Gene Ontology annotation, molecular function: transmembrane signaling receptor activity; acetylcholine-gated monoatomic cation-selective channel activity. The record is from RefSeq and is a predicted model, not a curated record. Gene Ontology annotation, biological process: regulation of membrane potential; nervous system process; chemical synaptic transmission. Bases 16 to 1491 code for a protein of 491 amino acids.
GAGGUGAAUCAGAUUAUGGAAACCAAUCUGUGGCUGAGACAUGUGUGGAACGACUACAAACUGAAAUGGGCCCCUCUUGAAUACGAUGGGGUUGAGUUCAUACGAGUUCCCUCCAAUAAAAUCUGGAGGCCGGAUAUUGUUUUGUACAACAAUGCUGUGGGCGAUUUCCUUGUGGAAGACAAAACCAAGGCCCUGCUGAAGUUUGAUGGCACCAUCACUUGGAUUCCUCCGGCUAUUUUCAAAUCCUCGUGCCCUAUGGACAUCACCUACUUUCCCUUUGACUACCAGAACUGCUCCAUGAAGUUCGGCUCCUGGACCUACGACAAGGCCAAGAUCGAUCUGGUGCUCAUUGGCUCAAAGGUGAAUCUGAAGGAUUUCUGGGAAAGCGGAGAGUGGGAGAUCAUCGAUGCACCAGGAUACAAGCAUGACAUCAAGUAUAACUGCUGCGAGGAGAUCUACCCGGACAUCACCUACUCCUUCUACAUCCGCCGCCUGCCGCUCUUCUACACCAUCAACCUCAUCAUCCCCUGCCUCCUCAUCUCCUUCCUCACAGUGCUGGUCUUCUACCUCCCGUCUGACUGUGGCGAGAAGGUCACCCUCUGCAUCUCAGUCCUCCUCUCCCUCACUGUGUUCCUGCUGGUCAUCACCGAGACCAUCCCUUCCACGUCACUGGUCAUCCCACUGAUCGGCGAGUACCUCCUCUUCACCAUGAUUUUCGUGACGCUCAGCAUUGUCAUCACCGUCUUUGUGCUGAACGUCCACUACCGCACCCCCAUGACUCACACGAUGCCAGAGUGGGUGAGGUCUGUGUUCCUCGGGGUGCUGCCCAGGGUGAUGCUGAUGAGGAGGCCUAUCGACCAGGUCUGCUCCUCCCCGGCUGGCAUUACAGUGGGGACAGGAGGAGGAGGACGAGGAGGCAGCAGUGGGGGGAAAAAGAAGAGAAAAAACAGUAUAGGUAGUGGCUCAGGAAGUAUAAUUGUUGGAGGUAUCACUGGGGGUGUCGCCUUACCACCUUUGGAUAGUGGCACAGUUGGAGGAGGGACCUCCUCAGCAGGUGGCUCCAUGAACUGCGUGGAGCACCGCGACAUGAACCGGGAUAUCAACAGGAGAUGCCCAUACAGAGGCAAGGAGGUACCAACUCCUGUCCCUCCCCCAAAGGCCCCUCCUCCUCCUCCUCCUUCCCAGCCACCCCAAACCCAAGGGCCCCAGGAGUCAGAGCUGCCCAAGCUGCCCAGGCCCCUAAAUGUCUCAUCACCCGUCAACGCUGUGGUUGCCUUCUCCGUGAUGUCGCCAGAGAUCAAGCAGGCCAUCGAGAGCGUGAAGUACAUCGCAGAGAACAUGAGAACUCGCAACAAAGCCAAAGAGGUGGAGGACGACUGGAAGUAUGUUGCCAUGGUCAUCGACAGGAUCUUCCUGUGGGUUUUUGUCACAGUGUGUGUGCUGGGAACUGUGGGACUCUUCCUCCAGCCGCUCAUCAGCUUCUUCAAUUGAGACACUUGUCUUUUCUCUGUCUCUUUCUCUCUCUCUUUGUCUUCUUCUGUCUAACACACUUGAAUUAGUAAGGGAAUUAUCUGUCCCUCAGCUCUUUCACAUCAAACAAUAUGGGCUGUCUUCUUUCCCCAUUUCUGGCGUUUUGUCUCUCCCCCCCGACUGCAUCUCUCCCGCCAUAAUUUCUAGUCCUCAGAUGUCUGUUUCCUCACAUGACUUACCCGCAUUUCCUUGUCCCUCCCCUUUCUUGCCCCAUUAAUGUGCAUGUAAUGCUGUUAUCCAGUCUCAUAACGUUUUUUUUCCCUGAAAUUAUUAUCACAUCUGCUCUCCUUUUCAGUUUUCUCUUCUCCUAUGAGACACUACUGGCAAUCUUUAUUUUUUUCGUCUUCUGUUUCUUACUGUGCUCAAACCUCUCUGAUUUUGUACUUUUUAAUGAUUUUUAUCAUAUCUCUCAUUUAAUCAUUGUAACUGAGAUCUCUUUUUAAAGAGUUACUUGGUUAAAAGACCGACAAUCAAUAAAAGAAGACAAAUACAACUGUCACACACCCUAAAUACCAAUAUCACACACCCUAAACACCAAUAUCCAAUUAAAAUGCAAACCUACAUAAAGGAGAAAAUUCCAGCCAUAACAGGUACAAUUAUGUAAAAUGUGGAAAAAGUCAUUUUUUUCAGUCCUUUGAAAUUGAUUAAAAUCCUGAUGAUAAUAAAGAGCUCAGAGAAUUCCAGGUUCAGAAGGAGCAGCAUAUUUAAAAGCUAUUUUUCCUAAUUCUAUUCUAACCCAGGGGCUCAACAUUUCUAGAUAGUUGUGAGUGCAGGCCAUCUUGAUUUAACCAGUCCAAGAAGAGAUUUUUUCAUAAAGCUAACAAAUGCAAAAGUGUGUGGAAAUAAUGUUAUGGCCACUAAGCAGUAGAAGAGUGGUGUAAGAGGUUUUCUCAGCCAGCUACGAAUUAAACAGAAUGUUAUACAGUACCCAAUGUCUUUAGGUACUGGUCAGGUGUAUUUAUAAAGAGCAAAUCACCGUAAACAAAUUGCAGAAAUGUAGUCUUUUCUUUCGUAAAGGGAGAAACCCUAAGGAUUUACUCCUUAAAGGAGAGACUCAAUUAUUAUGUUAAAAUGUUAAAAAUGAAAAAUGAUGAUAUACUUAGAAGGUAGUGGUCCGAGGAUUGAACCCUGGGGCACACCUUUUGAUAUAGUGAGGUGGGUAAAGGAAAUAAGCCAAUAUUCUUAGUCUUAUUUGCCAAGGUAAAAUGGUCAAGUAUAUCAUAAGCCUAGGAUAAAUAACAAAAAAAAUGUUCAGUCCAGUGCCUCGAUAAGGGCAUCACCAUUUUAGGUAUAGUGGUGUCUUAAUGAUGUCAUGACUAUUUGUGUCUAAAAGCAAUUUUUAUUAUUGACUAUAAAACUUUUCUUCUUCACGAUAAUUUAGAAAUCGACCUGUAGUUAAUGACAACUGAACAAGUGUGCAUUACUGGAAAUCUCCAGCUGUUCAUUUUUAUUGUACUGUUCUAUACCUGUCCCAUACCUAUAACCAGGUUUGACAUUUCCAGUUAAUGAUCUAAGUAAUUGUAGAACAACAUUUAAUCACACAAAUUUUCAGUGGCAUGCUGACAUCAUAUUCACUGCAAUAACACUUAGAGAAAUGUGAACCAGUACGUCCCUCUUUGGUUUCCAAAUUGAAACAUUAAAUUGACCAGUUUUGUUAUAGGUGAUGUUUAUAUGUAUAAUAAAGUCCAAAUGUAAUUUUAUGGCUGCCACUUCUUUCCCUUGGCUGGUUUUCAUGUUGUCAAAUACUUUCAAUAAUGUCUGUGUUUCCCUGUACAUACUGUACUUUUGUAAAUUAUAAGUUCUGCAUGACUUCUGAGAAGGACACUGACUAUGUCUGUACACCCAUAAUUAUGAUGAUGUGUUUUCCACAUGUGCUCCCACUAAGUAUAAUGAUGCACUGCACAAAAAGUCACCAUAUCAAUACAAACUUACAAUGUAUAGAAACUCUUUGAAUUGCACAAUUUAGAUUAAACUUGUAAAAAGA